CAGGGGUCGCUAAUUUUGUGUUUUGAUAGGUUGUCGGAAUAUAUUUUUAAAUUCCUGAUUAAAUUUUAUGAUCUGUAGUAACUAGUAAGUACUUGCUGCUUUUAUUGUUAACAUAAUAAUUUUAUAUUGACUAUCGACACUUCUACUGAAUACGUUGUCAUAGGCUUUAAAUGAGUGGAUAUUCACAUAAUCACAUGGUGAUCAAGAUUAAAGGUCAUCAGGUAAGACAUCAUGCCCCCCAAAACUGAAUCUGCAAACCAGAAAAACCCCGUUCACCAAGCAAACUAUUGGCGCGACCACUGCCUGGACGAAGUUCGUCGUGAAGCACGAUGGAAAGCAGGAUACGGAAAAUUUCUCUUGGGAGCACAACCCAAGCUCCGAUUAACCAAAGAGAAACCAUUGCGUCUACCGGUGCGCGGUCGGCUGCCGAUGCACUAUGAUCCUGAUAUCCAGGUUGACCUCUCCAAUCGGUUCAUUCAGCGCCAUUUCCACAUGCCACAACUGCAUUCCCACCAUGUCUACCCACAACUGCAAUCCUACAAAGUUAAUCUGCCCGAGCGACCGCUGAAACACAUUGUCCGCAAUGUCCAUACUGAAUCCCAACCGAAGCUGGAAACUUACGCGCCUCCAUUCCCUAAAACCGAGAGCCGGAAAUAUGGGUGGCUAGUGAAUGGCCCGACUUAUGAUUUUCCAUCUGUAGGAAAACAAGCGAGGAAGCAGUCCGACUUGGCAAAAGCUGUUGGACUUCCGUAUGAAGCAUGGUAAAAAAACCCGGAUGUCAUUCUCGAAACCCAGUAGUACUUAAUUACAAUCAAGACAUUUGAAUUAUGGAAAACCAUGCGCAUAGCAGUAUUUAAUCAUCACCGUUUUUAAAGAACGAAUGCCGCGUUGACUAUGAUACUAACAAGUAAGUAACCACAAGUCCAGCAAAGGUAAAACCCAGUUUCCAUACAAAAAGUUCAUUUA
This is a messenger RNA of Paramacrobiotus metropolitanus, 966 nucleotides long. RefSeq lists its product as uncharacterized. The coding region runs from base 232 to 765 and encodes 177 amino acids. The transcript has 2 exons. The record is from RefSeq and is a predicted model, not a curated record. NCBI's taxonomy places the organism in Eukaryota, Metazoa, Tardigrada, Eutardigrada, Parachela, Macrobiotidae.